AUGCCAGGUUCCAUAUAUUUGAAUGACUCUGGAAAUUUCGAGCUGAAAAAUAAGAUACAUGAAUCAGAUAUACCAACCAUGACUGAACUUGAAUGGAGACCAGAAAAUAAUAUUCCUGAGGAAAUUAAAGCUAUCUUAAAAGAAGAACAACCUAACUAUGUGUUAAGUGUAUUGAACAUCGUUCAAUUGUUGAAGACACAGAAGAGAACUGGCUGGGUUGAUUUUGGCAUCAACGACUGUGAAAGCAUUGCUGACCAUAUGUACCGCAUGGGUAUCACUAGCAUGUUAAUAAAGGACCCAACUGUGAACAGAGACAAAUGUGUCCGUAUUGCAUUAAUGCAUGAUUUAGCAGAAGCUCUUGUCGGCGACAUUACUCCAAAUGAUACAGCUGUCGAUAAAGACGAAAAACAUAGAAGAGAAUUAUCUACUAUCGAAUAUAUCUGUAAUGAAUAUAUCGCUAAAUACAACCCGAUUGCCGCAGAGGAAAUGCUACAAGAUUGGUUAGCUUACGAAAAUAUCAGCACGCUAGAGGCCAGAUAUGUUAAAGAUAUUGAUAAAUUCGAAAUGUUAGUUCAAUGCUACGAAUACGAAAAGAAACACAACGGGGAGAAAAGACUGGAUCAAUUUUGGAGUGCUAUGAAAGCUAUCAAGACGGAUGAAGUGAAUGAAUGGGCUGCUGAUUUAUAUAAAAGACGUACCGCAUUUUUUGAAUCAUUAAAAUAA
This is a messenger RNA of Tetrapisispora phaffii CBS 4417, 723 nucleotides long. It is a transcript of the gene YGK1, whose product is annotated as 5'-deoxynucleotidase. Gene Ontology annotation, molecular function: 5'-deoxynucleotidase activity. Gene Ontology annotation, cellular component: cytoplasm. The transcript has a single exon. The coding region runs from base 1 to 723 and encodes 240 amino acids. The record is from RefSeq and is a predicted model, not a curated record. NCBI's taxonomy places the organism in Eukaryota, Fungi, Ascomycota, Saccharomycetes, Saccharomycetales, Saccharomycetaceae.